AUGGAAAAUGAAAUUGAGUUUCUUAAACAGACUUAUCAACAAUAUAAAUUAAACCAAAAAUAUUUAUUGUUCACAGGAAACAGAAAUAGGUAUGAGCCCACAGUUGUCAUUCUCAAGCCUUUAUCUCCUUCAAAAGAAAUCACAGUACUUGAAUUCCCUCAAAAACUAUUGCACGGCAAAUCUCUUCAUUACCAAUUAACACCUAAAUCCCUUUUAGGGCGAUCAAGAUUUUUUAUUCUAUUUUAAAGAGUUUAAAACAAUAAAUCACUUUUCGUUAUUUUAAAAGACAAAUCUAUAAAAUUUAUAUUUAAGAAUGCAAACUGUCUAAAAUAUAAGAUCUCAUUAUAGAAAUUAUUAAUUAUCUAAAAAUUUCUGUGGCUUUAAGGUUAAUUUUCCCAAUAGUAUGUUUUUAUCAAUAGUUUGUUAUAUCUUAAAGAGUGAGUAAGAAUAUUUUUACAAAAUCUCCUAGUGCUCCCCAGACUGAUAGAAAGGCUAAUUUUUGCAAUAAAUGCUAUAUCUACUCAUGCAGAACUCAUUUAUUUGAAAGAUAUCAUAAAAAGAGCGCAAAUGGGCAAAAUAUUCCUAGUUAUUAAAACAAGAUUUUAUUUUUUAAUAGGAAUAUUGCUAUUAUUAUUUAUAUAAAUGGAUAUACACUUUACAAUGAUACGUUUGUACAAGAAAUCGACCCAACCUUCUGAAAGCAAACAUGGCGAGCCCAAGAAAAGCACUUAUUGAAGACAGGAAGAUGGCUAAUAAAUUUCCAAUGCAAAAAUCCAAGCCAAUGUGGAAAAAUUACAGGCUCAGACCAUAAGCCUCAUUCCAAUGAAAUUGUCGACAUCGUUAUCCGAUUUCUAAAAAACGGAAUCAGCAACCCUUGCAGCAUUUCUUUAUUUUUAGCUAUCCCCUGCAAUGAAGCCUGGGAUCUUAUCAAAUUAUUAAAACCAAUUUAUUUCAUAUACCCAGAAACCCCUCAAAAGCUUCCAGAACUCGUUUUUACCGACAAAGAGCCUGCCCAAGUCCAAACACAAAACAUUGUAGGCUGCAACUGCAAUUGCAAAACUCCGUGCAACGUCACAAAUUCGUGCCCUUGCAUGAUAGGCGACCCCAUUUCUCCUGAAGAGCAGCCCAACGUGAUUCCAGGUCGACAAUUUUGCGAAAAAUUCUGCCUAUGCAAUUCUGACUGUAAACAAAGAUUUUUAGGCUGCAACUGCGAACUCGGCGCGUGCAACAGCACAAACUGUGUCUGUUUUGCUGCCAAAAUGGAAUGUGAUCCUGAUCUUUGUAAAUUUUGUAAAUGCAGCUCUAUAAUCCAGCAUCCAGAAAAUUUCGGGGAAAAUUGUAAAAAUUUGACGAUUCAGCUUGAAAAAUGAAAGAGGACGGCCCUUUCCCAGUCCACAAUAGAAGGGGCAGGAUUAGGGCUUUUUAUAUUAGAGUCUUGCAAAAAAGGAGAAAUGAUUGUAGACUAUAAAGGAGAAAUGUUGGAAGAUGCAGAAGCUGACCGGAGAGGGUUGGAAUACGACAAAAAGCAGCAUUCUUUUAUUUUUAAUAUAGAUUCAAGGUAUUCAAUAGAUGCGACUUUUUAUGGGAAUAAAAUGAGAUAUGUAAAUCACAAAAGUCAAGGGGAACAAAAUUGUAUGACGAGUAUAUGGAGGUCUUUAGGAAAUACAAGGAUCGUCCUUAUUGCACUAAAGAUUAAGAUUAAGAUUAAGAUUACGCUGGGUAUUUAAGGUCCCUACUACGUCCGAGGUCGCAUGCCACGGUUUCCCGUGUGGUGGCAGAGCGUUCACCAAGCCCGGGCCGAAACCCCCGGUUUCUCGGUAGAGGCAUUGUCAAGGGCCGUCUCAUACCGGCUUUGCUGACCACCUCCAUUUCCAACUUGGAUCGUCGCCUAAGUUUACGCCAACUCCGCUUCGUCGUCCGCCAGAUCUGCCCAUUGAAGGGCACCUUUUCAACUGGAGAGACCCCCGUUUUUUUGGUGUCUAACUCGCCUCCCCUCUUUUCCGGUCAUCCCGAGAAAGAACUCAACAGCUUUCGCCAUUCGGGGCGAGCCACUAAAGCAGCUUAGGCAGGUAAUUCACCCUGCCUCAUUUCGGGCACUCACUGGGCUGAGCGCUGCUGGCAAAAAGAAGUCACGAAUAACUGCCCAUGGGUCUGGUCGCAAAAACAGCGGUUCUCGCACUUAGGCCUCUCGCUUCGAGGUUUCGGACGUUGUUGGGCUAAUUCCUGGCUCCAAAAACCAUGCCCGGAUAUACAUGGGUAACCACCACUGAGAGGGUGGGGUCGGCCGCCAUACGCCAUUUUAUGUAUAUCUUAUUGCACUAAAAGAUUUAGAGGCCGGGAUGGAGCUGUUUUUUGACUAUCAGUACCCGAAAGAUGUCCCUUACGAUUGAUAUCAGAAUUAUACAAAACAAUUAACGAAGAAGAGGUCGAAAUAA
Messenger RNA from Blepharisma stoltei, 2435 nucleotides. The record is from the annotation of a GenBank genome assembly. NCBI's taxonomy places the organism in Eukaryota, Ciliophora, Heterotrichea, Heterotrichida, Blepharismidae.